This is a messenger RNA of Megalobrama amblycephala (Wuchang bream), 2957 nucleotides long. RefSeq names its product transporter associated with antigen processing, subunit type a (gene tap2a). Gene Ontology annotation, biological process: transmembrane transport. NCBI's taxonomy places the organism in Eukaryota, Metazoa, Chordata, Actinopteri, Cypriniformes, Xenocyprididae. Gene Ontology annotation, cellular component: membrane. The record is from RefSeq and is a predicted model, not a curated record. The transcript is spliced from 12 exons. Gene Ontology annotation, molecular function: ATP hydrolysis activity; ATP binding; ABC-type oligopeptide transporter activity. Bases 518 to 2698 code for a protein of 726 amino acids.
GGUUAUGGCUUCACGGAAAAGAGACGUUUGCUGCCCAUGAAAUAACAAUAACAAAUAGACAGGUGAAUAAAUAAACGUUAAGAUUUAUUCAUUUGUCCUGAAUAUAGAAGUAGCCUAUUAUUUUUUAUAUCAUUGGGACUUACUGCUUCUUCUGAGUUCCAUUUUUUUAUAUAUAUUUUGGACUAACUGAUUUAAGAUUUAAAAAACUGAUCAAUGGCUUAAUUGUUAAAAUGGGAAUGUAUAAGCAAAGCGCAGCCUUUAGGUUAUUUAAUUUUGGUUGGCUGUGUUAAAGAAAAACCCCUAAUCCUAAGAAACCGAAAGUAAAAGAAAAAUUAUAUCUGUCCUAAAAUGCCCCGGUGCUGUGUGUAGAGAAGAUAACUUCGCACUCCGUAGGAAAGGGGCAAAACGCCACCGAGAGAGAAAUAAUAACCGAAAAGGGUAAUAUCAGUUUUUUAGCUUAGGUCUAAGUGCGCGGGUUAUUUGGCGUUACCACGGUAACUUAAUUUAUACAUGCGACAUGCAUAAAGUUUUGGUGUUCGCGUGUAUUUUAUGUGUUGAUAUAAUAAUAGUUUACACUCUGGACCUCGGAGGAACUUUGCUGAAGUCUCGUACAAGGAAUCUAACGUUAGACCAUAGUCUAUUACGGCAGUGGGCUGAAUCUGCAUUGCGAUGCACACUGCUGUACGCUGGAUCCAUUUUCUGUAAAGAUGCUGCAGAUCCAUUGAUAAGGAGAUGGAUUACAGUUCACUGUUUUAUCGCUUCGGUAUACGAAACCGGACGCUUGGCGUUGUUUGACAACUAUCGCCUUGAUAAGUUUAAUUUGUGGCUUGUCGGUACUGUCGCUGCUGCUUUAGCUUGUCUUUUUUGGGAGCUAACGGUGCCUGACACUAAUGGAGAGAGUAACGGGAAAGAGCGCAAACAGAGGGCUCGAGUCCUCUUCAUCCGGGUCAUCCGUUUCUGCAAGCCAGACUACAUAAUACUGUGUGGAGCUUUUGUCUUUCUAGCCUUAGCUGUGCUAUGUGAGAUGUUCAUCCCUCUGUACACAGGAAAAGUCAUUGACAUCUUGGGUUCACAUUACCAGUGGGACAACUUUAGAUCAGCUAUCAUUCUCAUGGGAUUAUUCUCAUUGGGAAGUUCUGCCAGUGCAGGUUGUCGUGGAGGCCUGUUCAUGUGUGCCAUCAAUAGCUUCACUUGCAGAAUCAAGGUGCAACUGUUUGGAUCUCUUGUCAGGCAGGACAUAGGCUUCUUUGAGACCAUCAAGACAGGUGAUAUCACAUCUAGACUGUCCACAGACACUACUUUGAUGGGCCGGGCUGUAGCUUUGAAUGUCAACGUCCUUCUGCGGACCCUGAUUAAGACUCUGGGCAUGUUGUAUCUGAUGAUGAGCCUCUCCUGGAAGCUUACAUUACUGAUGCUAAUGGAGACGCCACUGACAGGCUUAUUGCAGAACAUAUAUGACACACAUUAUCAGAGACUGUCAAAAGAAGUUCAGGAUUCAAUGGCAAAAGCCAGUGAAACUGCUGGGGAGGCAGUGUCAGGCAUCAGGACAGUAAAGAGUUUCAGGACAGAACUUGGUGAAGCCCAGCGCUAUGAUGUCCGCUUGAUGGAAACCCAUAAUCUAAAGACCCAACGGGACACAGUUAGAGCGAUUUACCUGCUCGUUAGGCGGAUGGCAGAAUUGGGAAUGAAGGUGGCCAUGCUUUAUUAUGGGAGACUCUUUAUCCAGUACGGACAGAUGAGCACAGGGAAUCUCGUCUCUUUCAUCCUUUAUCAACAAGACCUUGGGGACAACAUUAGGACUUUGAUCUAUAUCUUUGGAGACAUGCUGAACUCAGUAAGUGCAGCUGGUAAGGUGUUUGAGUACCUGGACCGAAAGUCUGAAGUCAGUAUUGAUGGCAACCUGCAGCCCAGUGAUCUGAAAGGACACGUCAGCUUUCAGAACCUCACCUUCUCGUAUCCCAGAAGACCCGACUACAAUGUGUUAAAGAACUUCUCUCUGGAGUUGAAGCCGGGUCAGAUGACGGCUCUGGUGGGAAUGUCAGGUGGGGGGAAGAGCACCUGUGUGAGUUUGUUGGAGAGAUUCUACCAGCCUCAGCAGGGACACAUUCUGUUAGAUGGACAGCCACUGCAGAACUACCAACACAACUACUUGCACAGCAAAAUAGCAAUGGUGGGUCAGGAGCCUGUACUUUUCUCUGGCACUGUACGAGACAACAUUGCCUAUGGUCUAGCCGGCUGCUCAAUGGAGAGAGUAAAGGAGGCUGCCAGCAAAGCCAAUGCCCAUGCCUUCAUCAGCAAACUGGAAAAUGGCUAUGACACAGAUGUGGGAGAGCGUGGUAACCUGCUCUCGGGAGGUGAAAAGCAGCGAAUCGCUAUCGCCAGAGCUCUGAUCAGACAGCCUCAGGUGCUCAUACUGGAUGAAGUGACCAGCUCUUUGGACACUGAAAGUGAACAAAUGGUUCAACAGGCCCUGGCUUGCUGCCCCACCCAGACCUUGCUUGUGAUUGCUCAUAGGCUGAAGACUAUUGAAAGGGCGGAUCAGAUUGUGGUGAUUGACAGCGGGGAGGUGGUGGAGUUAGGCACACAUGAGGAACUAAUGAACAAGAAGGGAAAUUAUUAUAAACUGAGAGAGAGGCUCUUUAGUAAUGAUAACACAGUCAACCAAGACAAAGAGAAAUCUGACACAGUGAAAGUCUAAUCACCUGCCGCAGAAAUAUUACACAUAUUCAUAAUAAACAAACAUGCCAUUCAAAAACUUUGUAAACAGAUAUCUGUAAGAGCAAAAGUUAUACUUUAACCAUUGUCACAUUGUGAUCUGUGGUAGUGACCUGUAUAUAAACUCAGUGAUGAUCAUCAAUCCAAAUGUUUUGUCAACAAACACUUUUGAUAAAUGUAAAAUUUUGGAUUUGUUCGAGGUUGUAAUAUUUAAAUGUGAAUAAAUAUUGGGUUCUUUCUAA